Penicillium manginii is the source of this 2961-nucleotide messenger RNA. RefSeq names its product ATP-binding mismatch repair protein PMS1. Gene Ontology annotation, molecular function: ATP-dependent DNA damage sensor activity; ATP hydrolysis activity; ATP binding. Bases 1 to 2961 code for a protein of 986 amino acids. Gene Ontology annotation, cellular component: MutLalpha complex. The transcript is spliced from 5 exons. The record is from RefSeq and is a predicted model, not a curated record. Lineage: Eukaryota; Fungi; Ascomycota; Eurotiomycetes; Eurotiales; Aspergillaceae. Gene Ontology annotation, biological process: mismatch repair.
AUGGCGACCAUCAAGGCCAUCGAGGCUCACUCGGUUCAUCAAAUCCAGUCAGGCCAGGUCAUUGUUGACCUGUGUUCCGUCGCCAAAGAGCUGGUCGAAAACAGCCUCGAUGCAGGCGCAACCACAAUCGAGGUCCGGUUCAAAAAUAACGGGCUAGACUUAAUCGAGAUCCAGGACAAUGGCAGCGGAAUCUCGCCGGAGAAUUACGAGAAUAUCGCACUGAAACACUACACCUCGAAGCUAUCCUCCUACGAUGACCUCUCACGCUUACACACUUUCGGCUUCCGCGGCGAGGCAUUGCCCCCCCGCGCAAAUAAACUCAACUUCGAAGCUUCGGGAAAGCUGGCAAAGACUCAAAUAGUCGCCGGGCAGAAGGGGACGACUGCUUCAGUCGAAGGUAUCUUCAAGCGACUUCCAGUCCGCCGGCGCGAAUUGGAGAAGAACAUCAAACGGGAAUAUGGGAAAGUGCUGAAUCUCCUUCAUGCAUACGCAUGUAUCAGCGCGGGCGUCCGGUUCAGUGUUAAGAACACAGUUGGCAAGACGAAGAACGUCGUCGUCUUUUCCACCAACGCGAACCGCACGACGAGGGAGAAUAUCGCCAAUGUAUAUGGAGCGAAGACUCUCUCUGCGCUGAUCCCCUUGGACCUGAAGCUAGAAUUUGAACCGUCUGCUUCGAUGAAACGCGCCGGUGGGGGGAAAAAGUCGAACCAGAUGGUUGUUCAGGGUCAUAUUUCCCGGCCUGUUUUCGGAGAAGGGCGUCAGACACCGGAUCGACAGAUGUUCUUUGUCAAUUCGCGACCUUGUGGUCUGCCUCAGAUCGCAAAAGCUUUUAAUGAGGCUUAUAAAUCUUUUAAUGUUUCGCAGUCGCCGUUCAUCUUUGCGGACUUUCAGAUGGACACGGAUGCUUACGAUGUGAAUGUUUCGCCGGAUAAGCGGCAGAUUCUCAUCCAUGAUGCUGCUGCUUUGAUCGAAUCGCUGAAGACUUCGCUGGUGCAGCUCUUUGAAAGUGCCGAUCAGACGGUCCCCCAGUCACAGGUCCUUGGCUCGAAGCUUUCCACGCCUAAGCAGCAGGCGCUCGGGGCCCUUCCGGGGUUCGUCUCAGCUCGCAAACUCAACCAGCGCGUUUCCGAGUCCCCUGCGACUCCAUCACAAGAAUCCAAGCCGCGCAAGUCCAUUGACAAAGAAGCCGAGAGUGAGCGCCCAGCUGCUCGGCAAGAAAUUGAAAUCCAUGCCGAUACCGAGGAAAACUCACAAGAUAUCCAACCUUCAUCUCCUCCAGCUGAAUCUACUCCGGCGCCUAGACGACACCCAGGACCAUCCAGGGAAGCUACAUCUCCUAUACAAAUUCCAGACAGCACUCCUGCCAAGCCCCGAGAAAAGAGCACAGCAGAGCCUCAAGAACAAAUAUCGAACAAACGAGGCUCUGAAGUAACCCAGGAGCUAUCGUCACAACUUUCUGAAGAGCAGCAGCCAUCCAGCCAUCCGAUCGAUGAGCCAGAAGAAACGCCCAAUGUGGUUCAGAAUGCUUUUGAUAGGAUGCGCCCAUGCCGUGUUCCAGCGGAAAUGGCUACUAUUACGAUUGGCGGACACACUGUUAAAUCGGUGGUGGGAAGUGGUCCUCCGCGCAGGCGUACUUCGGAUUUAAGAUCAUCGGAAAAAGAACGUCCGGGGCGAAAGCGGCGGAUUCAUACCCCGUCUCGACCUAAUAUAUUUGGAAAGCAUAUGAGAGUGUUCGCUGCCCCCGGAACACAAGCAGAGCCAGAUGAGGCCGGGGAUGAGGAAGAGGCGGAAGAUGGAAGCGAAGACGAAGAUGGAGAGGCUGAAUACUCUGCGAGUGAGAACAGCCAAGAGAGCGAUGUCGAACAAGAAGCUGAAGCAGACCCCCCUUCUACGCCUGAGGAUGCUGAUGAUGCCCCUGGACAAAGCGAGGCUCGCCAUCAACGAGAAUCAGAGCCAGUUGAGGCUGGGGUAGAAACAGCUGGUGGCGCAGAAGAGCAGGAAAUAGACGAAGCCGAUAAAAAGGCCGAAGAAGAAGCCAGAGUCCAACAUCUAAUCCACCAAGCCGAGGAAAAAGCCAUGCUCCCAAGCGAAAACAACAUCAGCCGCGUAAACAAGAUGAACAAAGGCGCCACUCAUCGCGAUGCAACUGUCCACUUGGUCAGCACGAUAGAUGCCUCAAUCACACAGCUUCAGUCCCAGAUGACGAAAUUACGCGAGGGCCUCGAACGACAGAGACAAACCCCGACUCAAGAAGAUGUCGACGCGAACGAUAGCAAAACCGCCGAAGACCGCCUCUCAUUAACCGUCAGCAAAGCUGAUUUCGCGCAGAUGCGCAUCAUCGGCCAAUUCAACCUUGGCUUCAUCAUCGCCGUACGACCGGGCGAAACCCGCGACGAGCUCUUCAUCAUCGACCAGCACGCCUCGGACGAGAAGAUCAAUUUCGAGCGUCUGCAGUCCGAAACGAUCGUUCAGAACCAGCGGCUCGUCCGACCCCAGCGCCUAGACCUCACCGCCGUCGAAGAAGAGAUCGUGCUGGAGAAUCGCGCCGCGCUGGAGAAAAACGGGUUCGUUGUUACUGUUGACGAGAGCGGCGAGGAACCCAUCGGUCGACGGUGCAGUCUUGUUUCCCUACCGCUGAGCAAGGAGGUUGUCUUUGGUUCACGGGAUCUGGAAGAGCUGAUUGUUCUCUUGUCCGAGUCGCCGGCUACUAAUUCGGUCUCUGUGCCGAGACCGAGUAAGGUACGCAAGAUGUUUGCCAUGCGUGCUUGUCGGUCGAGUAUCAUGAUUGGAAAGACUUUGACUGCGCGGCAGAUGCAGCGGGUUGUUAAUAAUAUGGGGACUAUUGAUAAACCGUGGAAUUGUCCACAUGGACGGCCAACUAUGCGGCAUUUGAUGAGUUUGGGGUCGUGGGAUGAAUGGGAUGAAUAUGCUACCGGGGAAGGUGAGGGGGGGUGGUACUAG